Molecule: messenger RNA, 2283 nt
Organism: Trifolium pratense (red clover)
Lineage: Eukaryota; Viridiplantae; Streptophyta; Magnoliopsida; Fabales; Fabaceae
Exons: 5
Coding region: 1-2283 (760 amino acids)
Molecular function (GO): protein dimerization activity
Source: RefSeq, a predicted model, not a curated record
AUGACGACAACUCCUACUGCUCCUAAUACUCAACCAUCAUCAACCAAUGAUCAAUCAGUUGCCUCUUCAGCUAGAAUUACUAGGGCCAAGCAACAUCAGUUAGGAAUAGGAGGAAAUGUGAGAGGUUGCCAAAAAACACCUGAAGAUGUUAAAAAGAAGUUACAGGAGGCUGAAGACAAGAAAAAGGCUGCCAAGAUGGCCAAGUCAGGUGAAGUGAAUGAAAAUCCUGAUGACAUGGCGGCGCUACAAGAAAUUUCAAGGAUUCGAAGUGGAAAAAGGCAGUCUGAAGAGGAGACUAUGUUGCCGCCUCAAAAGAAGAACACAACAAAAGGUCCCUUGGAUGCAAUGUACUAUAAAAAACCAGAGGAUCCUAUAGGAAAAGGAAAGCAGACAAGCAUCAAUGAUGCCUUUGAUAAGGAUGCAAGAGCAAAAUGUUGCCAAUACAUAGCUCGUUUCUUUUAUCGGAACGGAAUUGCUUUUAAUGUUGCACAUUCAAAAAGCUUCAAACUGGUGAUUGAAGCAAUAUGUAAUUAUGGUGCACAUUUGAAGCCUCCAAGGUACCAUGAGUUGAGGGUUCCGAUGCUUAAAGAAGAGUUGAGACUUACACAUGAGAUGUUGGAAAGUAACAGGAAAGAGCAAGCAAAAUAUGGUUGUUCCAUAAUGUCUGAUGGUUGGACUGAUACAAAGGGAAGAACAUUGAUCAAUUUUUUGGUCAAUUGUCCGGCAGGAACAAUGUUUGUUAAAAGUGUUGAUGCUUCUGCAUACAUGAAAACCGGACAAAAGUUGUAUGAGCUGCUGGACAGUUUUGUUGAGGAGGUUGGUGAAAGUAAUGUUGUGCAGCUUGUUACCGACAAUGGAAGCAAUUAUGUGUUGGCCGGUAAACAUCUGCAAUUGUCAAGACCAAAAAUAUUUUGGACUCCGUGUGCUGCCCACUGUUUAGACCUGAUGCUAGAAGAUAUUGGAAAAAUUCCAAGAGUUGAUAAGGUUAUUAAAAAAGGAAUUAGUAUUGUGGGCUUCAUUUACAACCAUUCUUUGGUUUUGAACUUAAUGAGGGAGAAGUUGGAAAGUGAGUUGGUUAGAAAUGGAGUCACAAGGUUUGCCACAACCUUUCUUACUUUGCAAAGAUUGCACAAUCUAAAGGCAAAAAUCAGAACCAUGUUCACUUCAGAAGAAUGGUCGAAAUUGAAUGCAAGUAAGGAAUUGAAAGGAAAAAAGAUAGCUGCUAUUGUACUUCAAGUGUCUUUUUGGGAUGAUGUUGCUUUUGCUCUUAGGGCAAUGGGGCCUCUUGUAAAAGUACUCAGGCUUGUUGAUAAUGAAAAAAAGCCUGCAAUGGGUAGCAUCUAUCAGGCAAUGGUGGAAGCCAAGGAGAAUAUCAUGAACAACUUCAACAACAAUGAAAGCAAGUACAAACAAGUCAUUGAUAUUGUUGAAAGAAGAUGGAGUAUUCAACUUCAUCAUCCAUUGCAUGCAGUUGGGCAUUACUUAAAUCCGAAGUACUUUUAUAGCAACCCACUGAUUGAGAAUGAUGGUAAGUUGUUGGAUGGCCUGUAUGCAUGCAAUGAUAAGCUCUCUGCAAGUGCUGAAGUUGUUGAUGAGAUCCGUGGAGAAUUGGCAAAAUAUAGAAUGGGUGAGGAUCAUUUUGGAAGGAGUGCAGCAGUAAGGCAAAGAGAAAAGAUAGCUGCCGCUGAGUGGUGGAAGAGAUAUGGAGCAAAUACACCAAAUUUGCAGCUCCUUGCUAUUAAAAUAUUGAGUCUGACAUGUAGCUCAUCGAGGUGUGAACGGAAUUGGAGUGCUUUUGAGCAUAUUUACUCGAAGAAGAGAAAUAGGCUUGAACAUCAAAAGUUGCAAGACUUGGUUUUUAUCAAGUAUAACCAAAAUCUGAAAGAACGCUACGACAGCGAUGAUGUAAUUGAUCCUGUGGUCUUGGAUAAUGAAAUUGACAGUAGUAAUGAAUGGUUGUUGGGAGAUGAAGUUGAAGCACAACCUGAUUUGGUGUUUGAUGGUGAUGAUUUGUCUUGGCUAGAUGUUGAUAUUGCAAGUGGUGCUGCUAAGCCUACAAUCAACACUAGGAAGCAAGUAGCAUUGCAGCAGAAGAAAGCAGCAACACCUGCACCUAGGCCUCCACAACAUUCAGCUUCUUCAUCUAGGACUAAUCCAAAAAGAAAAGCUGUGAAAGCAGCAACAGUAGUGAUUGAUGAAUUUGAUGGUGGAACAUAUGUUGGAGAUGGAGAUGAUGAUGAAGAGGAUGAAGUGCAUGAUGAAGAGGAAUCAAGUGGUGGAUGA